AUGAUCCUCAUGGAGAACAAUACAGAGGUGACUGAGUUCAUUCUUGUGGGUUUAACCAGUGACCCAAACCUGCAGAUCCCCCUCUUCAUAAUCUUCUCUCUCAUCUACCUUAUCACUCUGCUUGGGAACCUGGGGAUGAUGGAGUUGAUUCUGUUGGACUCCAGACUCCACACACCCAUGUACUUUUUCCUCAGUAACCUCUCUCUGGUGGACUUUGCUUACUCCUCAGCCAUCACUCCCAAGGUGAUGGCAGGAUUCCUCACAGGAAACAACAUCAUCUCCUACAAUGCUUGUGCUACCCAGUUCUUCUUCUUUGUAGCAUUUAUCACUGCUGAAAGUUUCCUCCUUGCCUCAAUGGCCUAUGAUCGCCAUGCAGCUGUGUGUAAACCCCUCCAUUACACCACCACCAUGACGACAGGUGUGUGUGUAUGUCUUGUCACAGGGUCCUACUUCUGUGGUUUCCUGAAUGCCUCCAUCCACACUGGGGACAUUUUCAGUCUCUCCUUCUGUAGGUCCAAUGUGGUUGAUCACUUCUUCUGUGACGCGCCUCCUCUCCUGACUCUCUCCUGCUCAGACACCCACACCACUGAGAUGGUAAUGUUUUUUGUGGUGGGUUUCAAUGUCCUCUUUUCUGUCCUGGUCAUCUCGAUCUCCUACCUGUUUAUAUUUAUCACCAUUCUGAGGAUACGCUCAUCUGAUGGACGCCAAAAAGCCUUUUCCACCUGUGCUUCCCACCUCAGUGCUGUCUCCAUCUUUUAUGGGACAGGCAUCUUCAUGUACUUACAGCCCAGCUCCAGCCAUUCCAUGAACACAGACAAAAUGGCAUCCGUAUUCUACACCAUGAUUAUCCCCAUGCUGAAUCCACUGGUCUAUAGUCUGAGGAACAAAGAGGUUAAGAAUGCCUUUAAAAAGACAGUGGGAAAGGCAAAGUCUUCAGUAGGAUUCAUACUUUAG
Talpa occidentalis (Iberian mole) is the source of this 954-nucleotide messenger RNA. RefSeq names its product olfactory receptor 5B12. Gene Ontology annotation, cellular component: membrane. Lineage: Eukaryota; Metazoa; Chordata; Mammalia; Eulipotyphla; Talpidae. Gene Ontology annotation, biological process: G protein-coupled receptor signaling pathway; sensory perception of smell. Gene Ontology annotation, molecular function: G protein-coupled receptor activity; odorant binding; olfactory receptor activity. Bases 1 to 954 code for a protein of 317 amino acids. The record is from RefSeq and is a predicted model, not a curated record. The transcript has a single exon.